CGCUCCGAUCCGCUCCGUGCCCGGCCCGCGCCGCCCCCCACCCCCACCCCCGGAUGAGCGUAUAUAUUCCGAGCGGGCGCGGGACGCCAAUGAGUGGCCGAGCUGUGGGAGCCGGAGCCGGGUCGAGCUGCCAUCGCUGGGAGAGAGGAGGUUUACAGCUGCAGCAAUCCCACACCUGUUCUCACAAAACUUAGCUGUCAAAGCACUAUGAAUGCUAAUGAGCUCAAACUCAGGUUGUCCAAGGCUGGGCAAGAACACCUGCUGCAGUUCUGGAAUGAGCUGGAAGAAGCUCAACAGGUAGAACUUUAUGAAGAGCUCCAGGCCAUGAACUUCGAGGAGCUGAACUCCUUUUUCCAAAAGGCCAUUGAAGGAUUUAACCAGUCAUCUCACCAAGAAAAAGUGGAUGCACGAAUGGAACCUGUCCCUCGAGAGGUGUUGGGCAGUGCUACCAGGGAUCAAGAUCAGCUCCAGGCCUGGGAAAACGAAGGACUUUCCCAGAUUUCUCAGAACAAAGUGGCAGUUCUUCUUCUAGCUGGUGGGCAGGGGACAAGACUUGGAGUUGCAUAUCCCAAGGGGAUGUAUGAUGUUGGUUUGCCAUCCCAUAAGACACUUUUUCAAAUUCAAGCCGAACGUAUCUUGAAACUACAGCAGUUAGCUGAAAAAUGUUGCGGCAACAAAUGCAUCAUUCCAUGGUACAUAAUGACCAGUGGCAGAACAAUGGAAUCUACGAAGGAGUUCUUCACAAAGCACAAGUACUUUGGUUUGAACAAAGAAAAUGUGAUCUUUUUUCAGCAGGGAAUGCUGCCUGCUAUGAGUUUUGAUGGGAAAAUAAUUUUGGAAGAGAAAAAUAAAGUCUCUAUGGCUCCAGAUGGAAAUGGUGGUCUCUAUCGGGCUCUUGCAGCCCAGAACAUUGUUGAGGAUAUGGAGCAAAGAGGCAUUUGGAGCAUUCAUGUCUAUUGUGUGGACAACAUAUUGGUAAAGGUUGCAGAUCCACGAUUCAUUGGAUUUUGUAUUCAGAAAGGAGCCGACUGUGGGGCAAAGGUGGUAGAGAAAACGAACCCUACAGAGCCAGUUGGAGUGGUUUGCCGAGUGGAUGGAGUGUACCAGGUGGUGGAAUACAGCGAGAUUUCUCUAGCAACAGCUCAGAAACGAAGCUCAGAUGGACGACUGGUAUUCAACGCGGGGAACAUUGCCAAUCACUUCUUCACUGUUCCAUUUCUGAGAGACGUGGUCAAUGUGUAUGAACCUCAAUUGCAGCACCAUGUGGCACAAAAGAAGAUUCCAUAUGUGGAUUCCCAGGGGCAGUUAAUUAAGCCAGACAAACCAAAUGGAAUAAAGAUGGAAAAAUUUGUCUUUGACAUCUUCCAGUUUGCAAAGAAGUUUGUGGUGUAUGAAGUAUUGCGGGAAGAUGAGUUUUCCCCACUGAAGAAUGCAGACAGCCAGAAUGGGAAGGACAACCCUACGACCGCCAGGCAUGCCUUGAUGUCCCUUCACCAUUGCUGGGUCCUCAAUGCUGGGGGCCACUUCAUAGAUGAAAAUGGCUCUCGUCUUCCAGCAAUUCCCCGCAGUGCUUCAAAUGGAAGGUCAGAGACCAUCAGAGCUGAUGUCAAUCAAAAUUUGAAGGAUGCCAAUGAUGUGCCCAUCCAGUGUGAAAUCUCUCCCCUCAUCUCCUAUGCUGGUGAAGGAAUUGAAAGCUAUGUGGCAGAUAAGGAAUUCCAUGCCCCUUUAAUCAUUGAUGAGAAUGGAGUCCAUGAGCUGGUGAAGAAUGGCAUAUGAACUGUAUACUGAGUUCUACCACUAGAAGGAAUAGCUUUUAUUUUUGAUAGACAAACUGUGAACUACCGGACUUCUGGAAGAUUGAUAUUUGAACACUCAUGGGGUUUCAUAAUUACUACAGACUUCCUAAGAUCUAGACAACUGAACUGCAGAUAGCAUUUUUAUGAUCCAAUUCAAUGAAAGUCUUAUUUAUAUUUUUUAAUUGUAUGAUUUUUUUCAAGCCAAGGAAAACGCUGGCCAUCCAUGAAAUUUCCUACAGCUUAACUCUUAGGUUGUUCAACAUCCCUUUACUUGGAGCUGGAACCAUUUGUUUGGAGUUGUACAUAGUAAUAAUAUGUCAUUGUACAUGUCAGAAAGUUUUUAUGGUACUAAAUUUUGUUUUAUUUUAUCAGGUAUUAAACUUUUUUAAGAAAAUAAUUGGACAUCCAAAUAAACAUUCCUUAUCGUG
Molecule: messenger RNA, 2224 nt
Organism: Dipodomys spectabilis (banner-tailed kangaroo rat)
Lineage: Eukaryota; Metazoa; Chordata; Mammalia; Rodentia; Heteromyidae
Gene: Uap1
Product: UDP-N-acetylglucosamine pyrophosphorylase 1
Exons: 11
Coding region: 208-1776 (522 amino acids)
Biological process (GO): UDP-N-acetylglucosamine biosynthetic process
Molecular function (GO): UDP-N-acetylglucosamine diphosphorylase activity
Source: RefSeq, a predicted model, not a curated record